Molecule: messenger RNA, 4200 nt
Organism: Cryptococcus wingfieldii CBS 7118
Lineage: Eukaryota; Fungi; Basidiomycota; Tremellomycetes; Tremellales; Cryptococcaceae
Product: L-aminoadipate-semialdehyde dehydrogenase
Exons: 5
Coding region: 1-4200 (1399 amino acids)
Biological process (GO): L-lysine biosynthetic process
Molecular function (GO): L-aminoadipate-semialdehyde dehydrogenase [NAD(P)+] activity
Source: RefSeq, a predicted model, not a curated record
AUGGCCGACACCAAGCAGCGCCUCGACCGCUGGACCACCCGUCUCGGGGCUCUCCCCAGCUUGGCCCUCCCCACAGACUACCCAAGACCCUCUCCGGCCAAGCUCGUCGAGUCCUACCAGUCAAUGCCCAUCCCAGCCACUCUCAAUACCGUACUCAUGAGGCUCACCCUUGACUUCUCCAUCAUCUUCCCCGCCUCGGCUCUUCCCACGCCCUACCACAUUCUACUCACCACCUUCGCCAUCCUGCUGUUCAGGUACACUCCGGAUCCAUCUCUGGUCAUCUGCACCUCCUCGAGCGACAACGGCAACCCAUUGCUGCUCAAGCUGGAUAUUGCGGCGGAGAUGACAUUCUUUGACGUGUUGCGCCAGGUCAUGGAGCGAGAGCAGGAAGCUCAGGCUGAUGUGGUCCCUAUCAAGGACUUGGUCGACCACAUCAAGCCAGAGGGCCCUCUUUACAGAGUGAGGUUCUUUGACUCUACGCAAGUGGUCACAGAUCCCUCGACGUCCCUCUCCACAGACUUGACGUUAUUCCUCCUCGCGUCUCCCAGCGAUACUCCUACCACUCGAACUGCCGUGCCUCCUCUCGAGCUGAGCCUCACCUACAACUCUUUGCUCUUCACCCAGAGCCGUAUCACCGCCACCCUCGAGUCCCUCCUCCAGCUUCUCUCUUCAGCUGCUUCUCACGAACCUGCCCACCCCAUCGGAUCCCUCCCUCUUCGCACGCAGGAGCAGGGAUCGGCUUUGCCGGACCCUACCGCGGACCUCGACUGGUGUGGUUUCGCUGGUGCCAUUCCCGACAUCUUUGCGGCCAAUGCCAAGGCCAACCCGGACAGAAUCUGCGUGGUCCAGAGCGAGCCGGCGGAAGGUCAGACUAUGAUGGACGGGCCGAGUCGAGGAAGGAGAAUGUACACCUACAAGCAGAUCGACGAAGCGAGUAAUGUUCUUGCCCACUCUUUGCUGAAGAAUGGUCUGGAAAGGGGCGAGGUUGUGAUGGUGUAUGCUGCGAGAAGUGUCGAGAUGGUCGUCUGUGUGAUGGGUAUCUUGAAGGCCGGCGGUGUCUUCUCUGUCGUCGACCCUGCCUACCCUCCGUCCCGUCAAAACGUCUACCUCUCAGUGUCCACACCCAGAGCCUUGCUCGUCAUCUCCAGUGCUGGCAAGCUCGCCCCUCUGGUCUCUGACUAUAUCAACGACAACCUCUCCCUCCGCCUUUUGGUCCCCGCCAUCGAACUUACUCCUUCUGGGAUCAGAGGUUCUCCGGCUGGCUCUGCUGUAGACAUUCUCGCGCCAUUCCAGCAGUACUCUGAGACGCCCGCAGGUGUCGUUCUCGGUCCCGACUCUCCCGCGACCUUGUCCUUCACCUCUGGCUCCACUGGUAUUCCCAAGGGUGUCAAGGGUAGGCACUACAGCUUGACGCACUUCUUCCCUUGGAUGGGCAAGAGGUUUGGCUUGGACCACAACUCCAAGUACACCAUGUUGAGUGGUAUUGCGCACGAUCCUAUCCAGCGUGAUAUGUUCACCCCUCUGUUCUUGGGUGCUCAGUUGCACGUCCCCACUGCCGAUGACAUUGGUACUCCCGGACGAUUGGCCGAGUGGAUGGCCGACAGCGAAGUGACUGUCACCCACUUGACUCCUGCUAUGGGUCAGCUUCUUUCAGCUCAGGCUACUCGCCAAAUCCCCACCCUCCUGAACGCCUUCUUUGUCGGUGACGUUCUCACCAAGCGUGACUGUACCCGUCUCCAAUCCCUCGCCAAGAACGUCCGCAUCAUCAACAUGUACGGUACCACCGAAACUCAGCGUGCGGUGUCCUACUUUGCCAUCCCCAGCGUCAACGACGACAGCACUUUCCUCACCACCCAGAAGGAUCUCAUCCCCGCUGGUCAGGGUAUGAUUGACGUCCAGCUUUUGGUCGUUAACAGAACUGACCGCAAUGUGCCUUGUGCUGUUGGCGAGAUGGGUGAGAUCUACGUCCGAUCUGGUGGACUCGCUGAGGGUUACCUCGACCCCAACGCUACCGCUGAGAAGUUUGUUCCCAACUGGUUCGGUCAAGGAGUUGAGCGAGUCGACACACUCAAGGACAAGAACCCCCAGGCUGCCGAGCACUGGUUCGGUAUUCGAGACAGGAUGUACCGAUCUGGUGACUUGGGUCGAUACCUUCCUGACGGUCGAGUCGAGUGCACUGGCCGAGCCGAUGACCAGAUCAAGAUCCGAGGCUUCCGAAUUGAGCUUGGUGAAAUCGACACCCACCUCAGUCGACACCCUCUUGUCCGAGAGAAUGUCACUUUGGUCAGGCGUGACAAGGAUGAAGAGAAAGUGCUUGUCAGCUACUUUGUCCCCACCGAUGGCGAUCUUGAGGGUUUGAUGAGUGCUAGUGAGGCGGCCGAGGAUGACGAGGCGCUCGACUUGGGCUCUGAGAUGAUCAAGGGUGUCAAGAAGUACAGAAAGUUGAUCAAGGACAUUCGAGAGUACCUCAAGAAGAAGCUUCCCAGCUACAGUAUUCCCGCUGUCUACUUCCCUCUCCGAAAGCUUCCUCUCAACCCCAACGGAAAGAUCGACAAGCCUGCUCUUCCUUUCCCCGACACGAGCCUUUUGACCCCUGCCCCUGCUGCCUCCACAGCCGAUCUCAGUCCCACCCAGAAGACCAUCCACGACAUCUGGCUCAGACUCUUGCCGUCGCCCCCUCCCCAGGUCGCUCUCGACGAAAACUUCUUCGACAUGGGCGGUCACUCCAUCUUGGCUACGCGUUUGAUCUUUGAGAUCCGAAAGACCUUUGUCGUCAAUGCGCCUCUUGGUCUUGUCUUUGACAAGCCUACUAUUGGUGGGCAAGCUGCCGAGAUUGAUUCGUUGAGGAACGCCGACCUUUCCGGUGCAGGUGAAGAGGCCGUGGAGGCUGAGAAGGCCAUUGACUAUGCUGCCGACGUGGAAAUCCUGGGCAAGGAGCUCCCCACCUUUGCUCCUCUUCCUGCCGACUUUGCCUCCAAGGAGAUCACCGUCUUCCUUACUGGUGCCACUGGUUUCCUCGGUGCCUUCAUCUUGCGCGACCUUCUCGGUCGUCGUGUGAAGAAGGUCAUCUGCCUUGUCCGUGCCAAGACUCCUGAACAGGGUCUGCAAAGAUUACGCGACAGUGGUGAGGGGCGUGGUGCUUGGGAUGAGGAGUGGGUAAAGCAAGGCCGAGUCGAGGCUGUUGUUGGUGAUCUUGCCGAGGACAAGUUUGGUCUCGACCAGGCUACCUGGGACCGAGUCGCCGUUGACGCCGAUGCUGUCUUGCACAACGGUGCCAUCGUCCACUGGGUCUACCCUUACCCCAAGCUUCGUGCCGCCAACGUCAUUUCCACCCUCACCUGCCUCCAACUCUGUGCUCAACACCACAGCAAGCAGUUCUCUUUCAUCUCGAGUACCUCGGUGCUCGACUCUGAGGCCUUCGUUGCCAAGGCGGACGAGGCUGUCCAGGCCGUUGGCAAGGGUUUGUCGGAGAGCGAUGAUCUGGAGGAUGGAAGGACCGGAUUGGACACUGGAUACGGACAGAGCAAGUGGGUCGCUGAGAAGAUCAUUAUGGAAGCUGGUAAGAAGGGGUUGUCUGGAUGGAUUUUGAGGCCCGGUUACGUGCUUGGUCACUCCGAGACUGCCGUCACCAACACCGACGACUUUAUCUGGCGAAUGGUCAAGGGUUGUAUCCAAUUGGGUCUCAUCCCCGACAUCAACAACGCCAUCACCUGCUGCCCUGUUGACCACGUCGCUCGCCUCUCAUCACUCUCCGCCCUCUCCUCCUCCGCUUCAUCCGCCUUCAACAUCAUGCACGUCACUGGUCACCCCAAGCUUCGUUUCAACGAUCUCCUUGGGUCUCUCCAGACGUUCGGCUACGACGUCAAGCGGGUCGAGUACGUCCACUGGCGUACCAAGCUCGAGCAACACGUUCUUGAGACGCAAGACAAUGCUCUUUUCCCUCUGUUGCAUUUCGUCCUCGAUGACUUGCCCACGAGCACCAAGUCUGCCGAGCUUGACGACACCAACGCGCAAGAGUUGGCGGCUGCUUCGAGCGAGCCGAGAACGGCGGGUGUGACGGAGAAGGAGCUUGGUCUAUACGUUGCUUGGCUUAUCAGGGCUGGCUUCUUGGACAAGCCUCAGAAGGAGGGCAAGGCGUUGCCGGUGCUGGAGGGUGCUGCCAUGAAGGCUAUCGGGAGAACGACCGCUGGUGUUGCUUAA